Mycena citricolor is the source of this 543-nucleotide messenger RNA. The record is from the annotation of a GenBank genome assembly. NCBI's taxonomy places the organism in Eukaryota, Fungi, Basidiomycota, Agaricomycetes, Agaricales, Mycenaceae.
UUGAAAGCCGAGAUGUGGGGUACGGAGGUAUCGAACCCUGUGGGGCUGGCAGCAGGGUUCGACAAGCACGGCGAAGCUAUUGAUGGGUUGUUCAACCUCGGCUUCAGUUGGGUAGAGAUUGGCAGCGUAACGCCAAAGCCUCAGGCUGGAAAUCCACAGCCCCGAGUCUUCCACCUCCCCGAAGAUGAAGGGCUCAUCAACCGCUAUGGGUUCCCGUCCGAUGGCCACGCUUCCGUCAUCUCACGCCUGCGCGCCAGAAUACCGCGCUUCUCGCCGGAAUCCGAUAACGCAGCAUACAGGCCUGAGUCCCUACUCGCAGUGAACUUGGGCAAGAACAAGGAGAGCGAGGUGGAUUCGAUUGAGGAUUUUGUGGCUGGCGUGCGGGCAUUUGGCCCUUACUCGGAUGUCCUGGUCGUCAACGUGUCGAGUCCAAAUACACCCGGUCUCAGGUACGUGCUUGUGUUGUCUCAUGAAUUCGGAGCUUCAACCACGCUAGAGGGCUGCAAAACAGAGAACAGCUGGAGUCGCUCCUUGAUGGAGUGA